GCGCCACUUUCUGCGUUUUCUCCACGUUGCGCUUCUCUUCAACAACUUCCUCCUGAAACCGAAAGCAAAGUUUUCCACCGUUUCUUCUGCUCGGUUCGUCGGUGCCUCGAGUGAGCAGACAUGUCGGUUAAAAAGCUGCUGCUUGAGGUUCUGGAAAAUUUGGUUCAAGACGACUUCAAACGCUUUAAGUUGCACCUCACUGAGGUCGGCGUUGAAGGCUUCGAACCGAUUUAUAAGAGCCGCCUGGAGAACGCGGACCGAACAGACACCGUGGGAACGAUUGUAAAGAGCUACGGCGAACAAGUGGCCGUGAAGAUCACUGUGGAGGUUCUGAAGCUCAUUGGCAACUGUGACGCUGCAGAGAAGUUAAGGAACGAAUACAAAGCAGGGGGAGGGGAAGCGUCAUCCUCUGCAUCUGCUGCAGCACCUCCACCAUGACGGCUCGGGAACAAAGUGUGCUCAUCGCCCCGUCGUUCGCAGGUGCCAACGUUGGGACAUUGAAUAUACACGUACAAAAAUAGCCAUGAAAGAAAUCUACGUCGACACAAGGGAAUACACA
This is a messenger RNA of Gasterosteus aculeatus aculeatus (three-spined stickleback), 559 nucleotides long. Lineage: Eukaryota; Metazoa; Chordata; Actinopteri; Perciformes; Gasterosteidae. The record is from RefSeq and is a predicted model, not a curated record.